GGGAUUUUUUGUUUUUGCUUUUUUAAAGGCAAAAAGCAGAGGAACCGAAUAGGUCACCGAGAAAGAUCCGAGCGUCUCUCUGACGGCAAACCACACCAGAGAGCACCUUGAGACACAGAGAGAGAUUCAGAGAAUGGGUUUCUUCUCUUUUCUUGGAAGAGUUCUCUUCGCUUCUCUAUUCAUCCUCUCCGCUUGGCAAAUGUUCACUGAUUUUGGAGCUGACGGUGGUCCAGCAGCUAAAGAGUUAGCUCCAAAGCUUGAUCUGACCAAAGCCCAUCUCUCUUCCAGAUUUGGAGUUGCGUUUCCCAACGUAGAGGUGAAACAAGUGGUAUGGACUAUUGCUGCUCUGAAAGGACUUGGAGGCUUGCUUUUUGUUAUUGGCAACAUCUUUGGUGCCUAUCUUCUGGCUGUCUACUUGGUGGUUGUCAGUCCAAUUUUAUAUGAUUUUUACAACUACGGACCAGAGGACCGCCAGUUCUCUCUUCUAUUGACUGAAUUCUUGCAGAGCGUUGCGCUUCUUGGGGCACUGCUCUUUUUUAUUGGAAUGAAGAAUUCGACGCCGACCUCGACCAAGAGGAUUGUGAAGAAGAGGACUCACAAGCCUAAAGCUGCGUAGAGUUCUUCCAUUCUCUUCCACAGACACAAGAACAGCUUCUGGUGUCUCCACUACCUUUAUUUUUCUUCCUUACAACUUUUUGUAGGAUUUUAAAAUUAGCCGUAUUUCGUAUUCUAUCUAUUCAUUAGUUUUGAUUUAACUUUGGGAUGUACGAGUUUUCUUUUGCUGAUUCAUACAAUUCUUUCCAGUGAUUUUUUAAAAUUGGGUCGAGAAAUUAUGUAUUUUUUGGGAUCAUCAUCCGUUAGAGCCGUGGGUUUGAUGACUCGUAAAUUUCAUUUUUUCUUCUU
Camelina sativa (false flax) is the source of this 903-nucleotide messenger RNA. RefSeq lists its product as uncharacterized. Lineage: Eukaryota; Viridiplantae; Streptophyta; Magnoliopsida; Brassicales; Brassicaceae. The record is from RefSeq and is a predicted model, not a curated record.